AGCCCACAGGCUGCAGCCAGUAGGUAGGAGAGAUGGCGUGAGAAGAGCUCAGCGCCAUGGCAGCUGCGAAGCCAACGAUCAAUGCCCACAUUCCGAAGACGGAAAUCCUGACCAAGCACAGAGUCAUCCGGUUCGGCUCGACCUACAAGCCGGCAGAUGAGAAAGAGGCAAAGCUCUAUUCCUACCUGCACCAGCGCGCCGACCUGAAAGUGUCUCGAGGAAGCAUCCCCGUGGGUUUCUUUGCCCUGAUGCCCUUGGACGAGGGCCAGCCGCUGUACUUGGAAACUCGCUGGGGCGGCAAUACCGAAAACGCGGGCCCGCAGUUCCAGAUCAGCUGGCGAGCCGAGAAAGAGGUGAUUCCGCCUUUGGACAGCCUGAGCGAUGGCUGGUACAACGACUUGGAUGACCUCUGGACCAAUGUCUUGUCCUACUUCGAGAAGCGGGGCAUUCUGAGCGAGGAGACCUUGGAGUAUUUGGAUGCGGACCCUUUUGUCCUCUUUGGCAUUGAUGACCCCUUGACACAGCAGGCGUUGCUGAAGCUCGAGCGGUUCCCGGCGCUCAUGUGCGAUGGGGCGGUGCCGACGCUCGAGGAGUGGUCCUACUACCUGCGGAUCCAGGCGAAGGAGCGGAUGCUGUGGCUGGUGCGGGCCAUGAUGGAGACAGAGCUGCCGAAGCCCUGGACUUGCUACAAGGGGAUCGGCAGCAUCGUGUGCUACCUGCGCUCCGACACGGGCCAGGUGACCUGGAAGCACCCCUUCUACGACUACUUCCGUCAGCUGCGGGACUUCUGUCGCCAAGCCUCGCAGGAGGAGGUCAUGCAGGUUCGCUGCAACCGGCUGCUGUGGAGCUAUGAGGCAACGCGGGUGGAGGCUGAGCACGACCACGAGCCGCUGAUCUCCCCCAGCUACGUGGCGCGCAUGGCGGACAUCUUCGGCUUCGACGUGAAGAGCCAGGGCUGUGUGGUGCGGAACUGCAAGGCUCAGCUCAAGGUCUUCGCCAAGGCCUACCGCAGCAAGCAGGACAUUGAUGUGGGGCUCAUCUACGAGUGCGACGAGAUGUUGCAGCGCGACGUGGCCAAGUACAGCGAGAUGGUGGCGCACUGGUCUGGGGAGGUGAAGGAGGAGGUGAGGUUCGACCUCAACAAGCUGGCGGCCGGGGAGAUGCACUGCGUGAACUGCAAGACCACCGCGCUGAGCUUCUGCCUGGAGUGCAAGGACUACCUGUGCCUCAAGUGCUACGGGGAGCUGCACAGCAAGGGCUCCCGCAAGGACCACGCGCCCUUCUGUCUGGUGCCCUGCGCGCUCUGCGUGGUGCUGCCAGCGAAGAUCCACUGCACCUUCACCGACAAGUCCCUGUGCCACAAGUGCUACGCCAUGAACCACAUCAAGAUGCUGCCUUUGGAUGGCAAAGAGAACCAGCCGCGACGCAUCAACUACGUGGAGCAGUACAACCGCUAUGCCGAGUUUGCGAAGGAGCGAGUCAAGAAAAUGGCCAUCCAGCCUGAUGACAUCCCCACGCUGGAUGACUCUGCCUACGAGUCUGUGUUGAGCACAGACUGGCAUCCCUUCUAUGAUGCGCGGGGGGUGAAGUACUACCACAACUUCGCCACCGGGGAGCGGAUGCGCCAGAGCCCGCGCCGGGUGCCCAAUACGGACGACCUGGGGGCCGAAGCCACGGCCCCCACGGCGCAGGACGUGACCAAAAUCAUGGAGACCACCACCGAGCUCUUGAAAGGCGAUGAGCCCGCCGAGCCUAAGAUGGGCUCCAAAACGGGCUCCAAGGUGGGCUCGAAGACUGGAAAGGACAAGCUGAAAGGCGAGCCGCUGCCCUUGGCAGGCUUCGACUCCUUGAAGAGCGAUGUCCCCGCGGCGGUGAAGGCCGCGGACCACCCCGAGAACCGGCUGCUGCGUCCGCCCCACCGGACGCAUAUGCCCAACGCGCUGGAGGAGUAGCCGAAUUCCCAAAACCGCGGCAAGGGGUUUCAGAGCCUCGGGGCGAAAGACCAUGUCCGAAGAGGAAAACAAGCACAUCGUCCUGGGCGAAACGAGAGCUGUUCUUGUUGAGACAAGUCUUUCAGGAAGUCGUGGUGUUUUUGGUUGGGAGCCUUUGAUUUAAGAGCCCUGGCACAAGGGCUGUGGGCUUGCCAGAGGGCCUGUAACAUGUACUUGGCUUUGCAUGUUGCAUGGGCCGUUCAACACGGCCGAAUCGAAUGCGCUCGGAAUUGAAUUCAUCGGAGAAGGAGCUUAUCAAGCGUGCAUCCAAAGCCUCCUGCCAGGGGAAAAGCCAGGGUUCCCUGCUGUCCCCUUUGGUUUGUGGUUGUUAAACCUCUUGGGUGA
This is a messenger RNA of Effrenium voratum, 2336 nucleotides long. The record is from the annotation of a GenBank genome assembly. NCBI's taxonomy places the organism in Eukaryota, Dinophyceae, Suessiales, Symbiodiniaceae.